CCGGGAGACCGAGCCGGGAGAGUGGGCGGUGCGGAGCCGAGUGGAGCCGGGCUGCUGCCGGACUAGCUGGGCGAGAGUUGGGGGGGGGAGUGGCUCCCCCGGCGGCGCGGCGGGCCGUCGGGUCCUGGGGCAGCGCGAGGUGACCGCGGCGCUGCGGGACGAGGCCCGCGAGCCCGGGACGCGCCUGGUCGCAGCUCAGCGUCUGCGGAGCGGGGCAAGGCGCGGGAGCUGCACUUGUCUCGGCUGCGCGUCCCACGGUGCCGGCCCGGCCGGUCGGACCCGGCUGCCCCAAGAGCGCCGAGAGCCCGGCCCGCGUCUCCGCCUUCGCGACGAGGACCCGGGCGGGCGUUGAGCACGCUCCCCGCGGCCCCGGAAUGACUUCUCCGGGUUCUCCGCUGGCGCCUCUGCUGCUCCUCUCUCUGCACGGUGUCGCAGCUUCCCUGGAAGUCUCCGAGAGUCCUGGGAGUAUCCAGGUGGCCCGGGGCCAGACGGCAGUCCUGCCCUGUACCUUCACUACCAGCGCUGCCCUUAUUAACCUCAAUGUCAUUUGGAUGGUCAUUCCUCUCUCCAAUGCGAACCAACCUGAGCAGGUCAUCCUGUAUCAGGGUGGACAGAUGUUUGAUGGUGCCCCCCGGUUCCAUGGUAGGGUAGGAUUUACAGGUACCAUGCCAGCCACCAAUGUCUCUAUCUUCAUUAAUAACACUCAGCUCUCAGAUACAGGCACCUACCAGUGUUUGGUCAACAACCUUCCAGAUAGAGGGGGCAGAAACAUUGGGGUCACCGGUCUCACAGUUUUAGUUCCCCCUUCUGCCCCACACUGCCAAAUCCAAGGAUCCCAGGAUAUCGGCAGCGAUGUCAUCCUGCUCUGUAGCUCAGAGGAAGGCAUCCCUCGGCCAACUUACCUUUGGGAGAAGUUAGACAAUACCCUCAAACUACCUCCAACUGCCACUCAGGACCAGGUCCAGGGGACAGUCACCAUUCGGAACAUCAGUGCCCUGUCUUCAGGCCUGUACCAGUGCGUGGCUUCAAAUGCCAUCGGAACCAGCACCUGUCUGUUAGAUCUCCAGGUUAUUUCACCCCAGCCCAGGAGCAUUGGACUAAUAGCUGGAGCCAUUGGCACUGGUGCAGUUAUUAUCAUUUUUUGCAUUGCACUAAUUUUAGGGGCAUUCUUUUACUGGAGAAGCAAAAAUAAAGAGGAGGAGGAAGAAGAAAUUCCUAAUGAAAUAAGAGAGGAUGAUCUUCCACCUAAAUGUUCUUCUUCUGCCAAAGCAUUUCACACCGAGAUAUCCUCCUCAGAGAACAACACAUUGACCUCUUCCAAUACGUACAACAGUCGAUACUGGAGCAACAAUCCAAAAGUUCCCAGGAACACGGAGUCAUUCAACCACUUCAGUGACUUGCGCCAGUCUUUCUCUCUCCACUCAGGCAAUGCCAACAUUCCUUCCAUCUACGCUAAUGGGACCCACCUGGGCCCAGCUCCGCAUAAGACUCUGGUAGUGACAGCCAACAGAGGGUCAUCCCCGCAGGUCAUGCCCAGGAGCAAUGGCUCAGUCAGCAGGAAGCCUCGGCCUCAACACACACACUCGUACACUGUCAGCCAAGCAACACUAGAGCGAAUUGGUGCUAUCCCUGUCAUGGUGCCAGCCCAGAGUCGGGCCGGCUCCCUGGUAUAGUACCUGAGCUGAUAGAGCAUUCAGAAAAGAAUCAGUGGAGUACCCCAUGCAGGGGGAGGGCGGGGUGAGCAAGUGCUGGGAAAGAAGUGCUUUCCUUAUAAGGAUACUAGUAAAAAAGCACAAAGGAAAAGGCAAUGCUGUUUGUACGUGGCCAGUGAAAUUUGUGAAAUGAACUGGAAUUCUUCAUCUUGAAGACUCGUUUCCCCACCACAGAUGUCCCAGCAUUCUAUUCAAAAAACUGGUUCUCAGAGAUGUGCCAAGCCAAGGAAAAAGAUACAAGAGCAGACUAGCACUUAAAACCCAAACUGCAGUCCAGAUGGGCUUAUUCUUUAAUUCAUGCCUAACUUAAUAAUUUUUCAAGAGACUCAAGUGCCAGGUGAAGUUUAAAUAAUGAAAUUAUUUAAAAAUAUAGGUAUCUUUCAAAAAAAUAAUGAGCAACCCUGGGAUCAUCACGGUUCCCUCUGUAUCUAGAGGGCUUAGUGGUAUGAAUGGUUCAUAUCGGUCCCAAGAGGGCUGGCUCUUGUAUCCUAGAAUCAAAACUUUUUUACGCAAACAAAAUUUGGUAAGAAAUGGGGGAAAACAAAAGAAACUUCUCUGAGAAGCCCCUUCCUAUUUAUUUAUUUAUGUCUUCCUAAACCAUGAAUUUCAUAUUUGGAAUAUUGCUAUAUGACAGAUUCUUGCCUGUCUGCUUUUUUCUAGGGUCUGUUCUGGGUCCGUGACAAUUACUGUUCAUUACUUCCUGGAAAAAUAUUUUUUUAAAAGAAAACUCUUGUGGGGUUUUUUGUUUUUUGUUUUUUAAAAAAUACAUGAGUGGCAUAGGGCUAGGAAAGAAAAGACUGUUACUAACAGCGCAUUCAGUGAUUGUGUUUGUGGAGCCCUGUGGGAGGCCCGUGCCCAGAUAGAAAGAGCUGGGGUGUGUGGGCCGCAGGGGAGCAGGAAGGCAGGUGUGAGGGACUGGAGCCUUCCUGGCAGCCUCCAGGCACAGCUGGGCUGGCUGGGGCUCCCUGCCUAUCACACCAGGUUACCCUUAAUGAGGGCAGCACCUGAUGCCUUUUGCACUGAGAGAGAUAACUUACUCUUUGUUUGACAAGUCGAGGUUAGUAGGUUGUUACAGGGAGGGCAGGAGUAGUUCUGUUGUUGUUUCCAAAAUAAUUCGUUUUGCAAAACAGAUAAGAAUAAGACAAAAGGGAUGCCUUCAGGUAUGCUCCUGGGAGGGUCUGCCCUAUGUUUGUCACAGCUCAGGGUUGCAGUUUUGCCCAAAUGCAUUUUACACCACUGUAAAGAGACUCCUUCUGUGAUUAAUUACCUGGCUUGGCUGGCCUUGGAGUUCACCAGAUAAUUUACAAACUCCCCACUCUCGUGCUGUGUGGAUCUGGGCAUACUUGUAUCGGGGACUAUCUCGCCUUAAUCACACUUUAAGCAGCACAGAAAUGAUUUCGCCCCAGAAUCGUUCUCUGAAUUAUUUAUGAGGCCGACCUCGUGGUUCAAUAAGAGCAUCAUUUUUUUUUCCCAAUGUUGUCUCUCACUCCCUCUUCGCACCAUGCCUUUUGCCCUCUUUUCCUGCAAGCAUAGUCGUCACAGGGAGUGGCUUCCUGAUUCUCAGACCCUUUGAAUAUGUGGAAACCAGCAGCUGCUGCUUUUACCGUGUUCGGGGAGGGCUAAGCUCAGAACCUAACCAUUGCAGCCAUUUCGAUAUUGAUGAAAUGCUGAAUUUACGUUAGCAUUACUUAUUUUUUCCAUGUGAUUGUUCUUGACUUUGUAAAAAUUUAAAUAAAUGAAUGUCUAUACUUUUUAUAAAGAGUGAAAAUACCAUGACAGAAAAGAUACUAUCAGAUGUUGUUUAGAAAGCAUUUAUCUUGCAUUUCUUUAUUCUUUCUAAUUAUCUAAAAUUCAAUAAAAGUUUAUUCAUAUAAAAA
Molecule: messenger RNA, 3589 nt
Organism: Mustela erminea (ermine)
Lineage: Eukaryota; Metazoa; Chordata; Mammalia; Carnivora; Mustelidae
Gene: IGSF11
Product: immunoglobulin superfamily member 11
Exons: 7
Coding region: 375-1673 (432 amino acids)
Biological process (GO): homophilic cell-cell adhesion
Cellular component (GO): cell-cell junction
Molecular function (GO): ionotropic glutamate receptor binding
Source: RefSeq, a predicted model, not a curated record